Molecule: messenger RNA, 1080 nt
Organism: Cuscuta europaea
Lineage: Eukaryota; Viridiplantae; Streptophyta; Magnoliopsida; Solanales; Convolvulaceae
Source: the annotation of a GenBank genome assembly
UCUUCAUUCAUCACCCGUCAGAUCUGGCUCACCAGCAUAUUCCCUGUACUGUAUUUCUUACCCGCUCUUCACCCAUCCGGGUGUGUUUUUCUCCUUUACCUGGAUUGCUGGAUAUUUGAGGAAUCAAAUGGCCGCUCCGCCCGCUAGAGCUCGAGCAGAUUAUGAUUAUCUCAUUAAGCUUCUCUUGAUCGGCGAUAGUGGUGUGGGUAAGAGUUGCCUUCUCUUACGUUUCUCAGAUGGUUCUUUCACCACCAGUUUUAUUACCACUAUUGGCAUUGAUUUCAAGAUAAGGACCAUAGAGCUUGAUGCAAAACGGAUCAAACUUCAAAUCUGGGAUACUGCUGGUCAGGAGCGGUUCCGAACAAUUACAACUGCUUACUAUCGUGGAGCAAUGGGUAUUUUGUUGGUCUAUGACGUCACUGAUGAGUCAUCUUUUAACAACAUCCGGAACUGGAUUCGGAACAUUGAACAACAUGCUUCCGACAAUGUCAACAAAAUACUCGUUGGAAACAAGGCUGACAUGGAUGAAAGCAAAAGGGCUGUUCCUACUUCCAAGGGUCAAGCAUUAGCUGAUGAAUAUGGAAUAAAAUUCUUUGAGACAAGUGCCAAGACCAAUAUGAAUGUUGAGGAAGUCUUCUUUUCAAUAGCUAGGGAUAUCAAGCAAAGGCUAGCUGAGUCCGACUCAAAAGCUGAGCCUCAGACCCUCAAGAUUAAUCAAGCAGACCAGGCAGAGGGAGCAGCUGCUGCAGCUCAAAAAUCUGCUUGCUGUGGUUAAUAAGCUGCUUGCUGAUAGGAUGAUAGUUGUUGAUACACACCCUCAAGGUGACUGUUUUUUCGUGCAAAGGAGGGACUAAUCUUGUUUGACAAUUUUUAUUCGCAUAUUUUUCUGUUAAACAUCAAAUUGCUUUCUAUAUCAACUGACUGCAUUAUGUUGCAGCUGUUAAUUUUACAUAAAGUAUGGUUUGUUAGUAUAUAAAACUACAUCACUCAUCUUUAUGGAUCCUUAUUUGUUUCAAUAUUUCAUAAAGCUCUAUGAAGUCAAAUGGGGUUCACCACAUCACAAUCUUACAUUAGUUGUCG